AUGAAUCCCAACGUCCUAAAUGAUUAUGAUCAAUUCGACCUGCUUAAGAGCUCUUGCAACAAUAUUGACCCAGAAUACCUCUCUCGGUUGUGGACGUUAGUAUACAACUCACAUCAGCAAAACCUGUACAGCAAACCUAUGCCGUGGAUUGGGAUCUAUGUCGCCUUAGCAUCUCUGUUUUGCAUCCUUGCAAUAGUGGCUGAUUUAUUCCAUGGUCUGAAGAACAGAAAGCUCUGGUUUCCGUGUAAAUAUUUCACUCUGAAUGCUGCUUCUCUCACUGUGAUAGCUGUUGCAAUGAAGCUGCCCAUGGAUCUAAGUAAUCUAAUGCCAGGUGUUGUAGACCAGGCUGCAAGGUUUGGAAGCACGUGCUUUAUGUGCACCAUGCUGGCUAAUCUAUUGCCUUCUCUAGCAACCAUGGAUAGCAAGGAACUUGUCUCAAACAUCAUAGCUUUAGCUGUUCUUGUAAUCACCUUGGCUGUGAAUGUUUGCAUUCAAAUAUACACAUGGAUUUUCUUCUACAGUUCAUAUGAUGCUGAGUACCUUGAUCCUGAGUACUCUCAUACUGAAAUACCGUUUAUUUUAAGAGUUAUUGUUGGGGCCAUCUGUGUGGAUCCGAUGCUCAUGUUGCUGAUAAUAUAUGCAUGUUCAUCUUUAGCAAUUCUAAAGUCCAAAGAGAUUCUAGAAUCUAAAUACCAAGCAGCUCAUCAAAAAGCUCUAAAGGAUCACGAGCUGCAACAACCAGGAAGAGUAUUAACUGUUGAGAUGCUAAAGCAGCAUGUCAGCAACUAUUGGAUCAUGGCAGGAACUGGAAGCCCCCAAUUCAUGUCAGCUUGCUCUGCUACCGCCUCUGCUUCAGGGGUAAUAUGCGCUGCAAGCACUGCCUUCUUUACUUUUCUUGUGAUUAUUAAUAUCCGAUAUCUAGGGAAGCCUGAGUCGGAUUAUAAGUGGUCAGUGUUAGCGAUUUUCAUAAUACAGUUUAUCGGAGUCAUAUUGGGUACAAUUGCCCCACUUGCGAGAUGUUUUGCAGCCUUAAGCUUCAAGUUGUCACUAAAAUGGAUUUGGAAGCAUGUCAAGGUCUCUAAAGUAGAGAGCUUUUGGACACAGAAGUUAUAUGAUUGGAAAAAGAGUAGCAUACCAUUCCCAUCCAGUAGCCGCAAAUGCAAGAUCGUCAUCCAGCUUUUGAAAAUCCUAACUCUCAGCAUUUGUAUUGGAUUUCAGAAGACAGUCGUGGUGGCAUGCAAGAUGAUAGCAGUGAUUCCAAUUUUGAUAGCAGUGAUUCCAAUUUUCUUUGUGAUAUGUUUCUUGUAUUGUCUCCGUUGUUGGAAGUGGUUAAAGGCCAUGUUUAGUGCCUCAAGCGUUGUACUGGGACAAAAUCCUGCCCAGCUAGGAAAAAACAAGGAUCUAAGAGGGUAUGUUUUGCAACUUGAAGACGACAUAGAGUUUGCUGAUAGAACAUUGAAAGGAAUGUUAAAAUCGGUAAACCGUUUGAUCCAAAAGGCUGAAAAACAACAACCCAACAAUCUUAUGAAGCUUCUUGCGGAAUCUAGAGGCUUUGAAGGGGUUGAAAAGUUUGAAAGCCAGCGUGUCCCUCCUUUAGUUUCAGAAGAAUAUAUCAAUUGUUGGAGUUUGCCAUUGGUUACUCUAACAUCCAUCAUCAUGUCUCUUCCUAACAUCCAAAAGAACAAAGUCAAUUGCUUGGUGAGUGGUGUGAGUGAAGGUCUUGUAUAUGUCAAACUUGUGGAAGAAACCCUCAACACUACUGAUGAUCAUGUAAGAAUUCAAAAGGCAGCUAAAACUUUGUGGGUAGAAGUUGAAGUAUACCACAAAUGGUUAGGAAACAAGCUUCCAAUAUCUAAGCCCAGAAUGAAUACACCAGAACAUAUUCUUCAAUGGUUAAGGAAUACAGCUAAGAACAUGGUCAUCAAGGUGGAAAGUACGGAUAUCAGAGGCCAAAACGAUAAUUCCAAAUACAGUUCUAUUUGUGCCAAUUCAAUGUAUCGUAUCACCGAAACAAUCCUGCUCUCAUACCACGAGAACAUUGACGAGAUUAGCCAAGAGGAACUAUUUGCAGAGUUAUCAUCAAUGAUUGCCGAUAUAUUAGCUGCUUGUCUCACCAACUUGCCCCAAGUCAUUACAAUGAAAUGCCACACAAGUGCCAUAGAGAAAAGGGAGGCGAGUGUCCGAGCUGCUGCCCAACUUCUUGGUGAGACUACAAAGAUAAUCAAUAACCUUCAAGAUCGUGAACUUCCAAGUUUGAAUCCAAAGGACUUGGCUUUUAUUGAUAAAUGGCAUUCUUACUUAAAGCAUCCUUUUCCUUGA
Messenger RNA from Lactuca saligna, 2319 nucleotides. Lineage: Eukaryota; Viridiplantae; Streptophyta; Magnoliopsida; Asterales; Asteraceae. The record is from the annotation of a GenBank genome assembly.